AUGGCUUCGGGACAGCUUCUCCAGCGACCCAUUCAAUUGAGGCAUGAAGAUGAAGAUGAAGAGGAUGUGGAGCUAGAGUCUCGUGACCAGGACUUGAGCAGUCAAACGCAGUCAGAGAGUGAUGAUGCCUCCGUCGGGAGCAACUCGCAGUCUGAAAACGAGGAUGACGCCCUCUCAUCUGGGUUAGAAGCCGGCGACGAAGUCCCUCUCGGUGAUAUCAGCUUCGGUGCCCUGGCGAAAGCUCAGGAAACCUUCGAUGCCAAACCUCGGAAGCGAAAAUUUGCGGAGAGCUUGGAAGAGGCCUCACGGGACCACAGGGAAGCAAACCGGGAAGACUCGUUCGAUACGCGCAAAAGAGCCAAGGAGGCGCGGAUUGAUGCGCCCAGACGAACAUCAAAACAUGCCCCGACCGUCGAAUCGGCGCGGAAACCGGUGUCGCGAAAGAGGAUCAUAUUCGAGCCAUCCCCUGCCCUGAAAGCGCGAGAUCCUCGCUUCGACCCCACCGUCAUGUCCGCAAACCGGGAUAGAAACGCCACGGAGAAGGCAAACAAGAACUAUUCUUUCCUGUCCACCUAUCAAGCCGACGAGGUUCUCCAGCUCAAGGCUCAAAUCAAAAAGACCAAGGAUCCUGACGCUGUGGCUGAUCUGAAGCGACAGGUCAUGUCCCUGGAAUCCAAGAUCCGCAAUGCAGAGGCUCAGCAGCGCGAGAGGGAGAUCCAGAAACGACACAAAGAGAGGGAAAAGGAGGCACUUCGCACGGGACAAAAGUCGAAGCCAUACUAUCUGAAGGAGGCGGAUAUCAGGAGGCUUGCCAAGGAGGAGAGACUGCAAAGCCUGGGCAAAAAGGUGCGGGAUAAGGCGGAGAAGAGACGGAGGAAGAGGGAAAAGACUAAAGAAGCACGAGAUAUGCCCCGGGUCAGACGUGAGCGAUAG
This is a messenger RNA of Fonsecaea erecta, 933 nucleotides long. RefSeq lists its product as hypothetical. The record is from RefSeq and is a predicted model, not a curated record. Gene Ontology annotation, cellular component: nucleolus; 90S preribosome. Gene Ontology annotation, biological process: maturation of SSU-rRNA from tricistronic rRNA transcript (SSU-rRNA, 5.8S rRNA, LSU-rRNA). Bases 1 to 933 code for a protein of 310 amino acids. The transcript is spliced from 2 exons. NCBI's taxonomy places the organism in Eukaryota, Fungi, Ascomycota, Eurotiomycetes, Chaetothyriales, Herpotrichiellaceae.